Molecule: messenger RNA, 5410 nt
Organism: Procambarus clarkii (red swamp crayfish)
Lineage: Eukaryota; Metazoa; Arthropoda; Malacostraca; Decapoda; Cambaridae
Source: RefSeq, a predicted model, not a curated record
UUCACUGCUGCAGGUGCUGUGUCAGGAGAGCUUUGGCACACGGAAGACGUCAGCUGUGCCUCGCUCCAAGCAACAGUUCUCAUAUGUGACAUUCUGCCAGCCCGUCUGUUGCGUGUUCUUCUCAUAACCAGCGGGAAGCUUAAGUAGGAGAGUGAGGACUUGAAGGAGGAGGAGGAGAGUGAGGACUUGAAGGAAGAGCGGCGCGAGGAGUCAUCGACCUCCCGAGCCUCAGGAGAACCUGAGGACAAGCUUUGAGGAACAUCGUCCUUACGAGAGCUAUAAGAUGCCCAGCAGGAUUCGAACGACCAGCAUGUUUAAUGCCGUGGCCAUUGUCUCAGCUCUCCACCUGCUCUCCGAAGGCAUGUUGCCGGCGGCAGAAGGAACAGGGGAACCCUACGGGAUCAACCGGCAGGUGGUGGAGGGCGCAGCGAGGGCAGGCGCCUCCAGGAGUGGCCACACCUCUCUACCGCGUCAGUUGGAUGCUAUACCCGCGCCGGCUCUCAACCAGGUGGUGACGGGCGAUGACCCCCUUCCGGGAGAGGUGGCCGAAAAGGAACUCACGGCGGAAAUCAACAUCACGGUGGAAGAUGAUGGGCAGGACGCUGCCCAGGGGGUGGAGGGCAAGCUUGAGGACCCCAGGACGGACGGGGAGGCAUCUAUACCAUCGUGUAACGGAGGCGCAGGUCUGGUUCGCUUCGAGAGGCUGCCAGACACCGUCAUGGAGAGGACGCCGAUUCAGGCUGACGUGAUACGCAAGAACGACACGCCGGUAGAGGUCCUGGGGGUGUGCGUGGACAGGUGCCUGCAGGAUGAGACGGCUCAGGGCUUCAAGAGCAUCUGCACCGCCUUCGACUACCUCCCCGGCAGGAGGAUCAACUACUACAACAAUGCUCUCGGGUUUACGGAAACCAAGUGUCUUCUCACCCGGCCGCCCGACCAGUACGCCGAUAUCCGCUACCGCGACGAGCAGGACAGCGUCCACUUCCGCGAGGUCUGCUAUACAGCGUCGGUGGUGCGCGCCGAGUGCCCCACCAGGAUGUACGCCAUGGAGCGCCUCCGGAACAAGAGAUUCAUACCCAAAGAUGCCGUCCAGGUGGAGGCCGCCACCAUCGAGGAGUGCCAAGACAAGUGCCUGAAUCAGUACGCGGACGAACAGGUGAGCACCAAUAGGACCUGCAGGAGCGGCACCUUCGACAAGGAGCGGCGGCGCUGCUACCACACCUCCUACACCCUCAGGACCCACCCUAACCUCCUGGAACAACACCAAGACUUCGACUACUUUGAAAACACCUGUCUUACUAAGGACCGCCGAUGCCCUAAGAACAAACUGAUGUUCCUGAAGUCGGUGAACACAGAGCUGGGCGGGUCCCACGACACGGAGGUGCACAAGGGCGUGGAUCUGGACGAGUGCAAGGAGAAGUGCAUCGACAGCCUCUCCAUCUUCUGCAGGAGCUUCGAAUACGACGCGGCCUCCAGGACGUGUGUGUUGUCCGACGAGGACGCCAUCAGCAAGCCAGAUCAGAUCAGAGCCUCCACCUCCGACCGUCACCAAUAUUACCAGGUCAUCUGCAUCGACGGAGAGAAGGUGAAGGGCGACUACGUCUUCGACAACUCUGACACUCAACAACUCAACCAGCGACGCUACAGCGACGUCCGCACUGCCUUCCAGCUCUUCAGGGACAGCCGACUCGAACUCGGAUCAGGAUUCCGUGGCUUCAGAGAGAUGCCUGGUCGGCUGACCUUGGCAGAGUGCCUAGACGAGUGCCUGGAGGAGAAGUCCUUCAUCUGCCGCUCCGUGAUGCACUCUGAGUACUCUCAGGUGUGCAGGCUCUCAGAGUACGACCAGCUUAAUGGCAGGCUCGUCCCUGACAGAGAGUACAACUACUUCGAGAAUCUCAUGGAGAACCUGAUGGUGGCCCGAGGGACGACCGGGUCUGCAGAUUCCGGUGCGGCUGUGGCAGGCAGCAGGACGGGCGUGUCUGACGACGUCCAGCCCACAGACGGUGUAGAUGAGGCAGGUCCGGGCAGCGCUGGCCAGACGGGAGCCAGCCGGCCAGGUGUAGGCAUUCGGUUCCCUGGGGGCCGAAGAGACGGCGACACAGACAAUGGCUUCAAUAGUGUCGGCGACGUCGGCACCAGAGGUGGCGCAUCAGCUUUCGAGGGCAGUAGAGGCGCCAGUGGCACCAACAGGUUUGGAGACAGCAGCGACGACACCAGGUUUGGGGACACCGGAGACACCAGGAGGCUCGGAGACGGCAGGUUUGGAGUCAGCAGAGGUGGCGGUGAGACCAGUUUCGUGACGCUUGGGGGUAGAGGCAGUAGUGACGGUGAUAGAUUCCGUCCCCUGAGCCCGUCUCGACCGCCCGGGACAUCCCUACAGGACCGACCUGGUCUCUACCGCCCCGUCAGCACCGACCUCACCGGUGUCUUCAGCGGCAGCCGCGGGGCGGUGAGCAACGUCUUCGGCAACGGUCGCCAGACGGACGCUGGAUCACGUAUCCUCGGGGCUCUAGGAUCAGUGGGGACGCUAGGAGCGGACGAUCCUCUAUCCACUAUGGAAGUGACCCAACAGUGCACGGAGGACGGGAUGGAGUUCAACUUGCGAACAGAAGAACCGUUCCGAGGUCGGAUCUACACCUACGGGUACUACGACCGGUGCUUCACCCGGGGCUCCGGCUCCACCGUCACCGUCCUCAAGAUCUCCGGCGCCAGAGGCGUCCCCGAGUGCGGUACUAUCAAGUACGCCGACACCACCACCAACAUCGUGGUGGUUCAGUUCGCCGACAACGUGCAGACAUCCCUGGACAAGCGGUACAACCUCACCUGCACAGUUGUCGGCCCAGGAGAGGCAGUCGUCACCUCCGGCUACAUCGGCGCCGGGUCAGGAGCGCCGACGCCCAUCGAGUACCUGCCGGCGGAGAACCAGCUACAGUCGAAGGUGAGGCUGCAGAUCAUGUACAGCGGCCGCCCCACCACCACCGUCGCCGUCGGGGACCCUCUCACCUUCAAGCUGGAGUCCCAGCGCGGCUUCAACCUCGUCUCCGACAUCUUCGCUACCAACGUCGUCGCUAAAGACCCUUACUCCGGCAGGAGCGUCGAACUCAUCGAUAGCAGAGGGUGUCCCGUCGACAACUACGUGUUCCCGGCCCUGGGCAAGGGCCGGGACGGAGACGGUCUGGAGGCUCGCUUCAACGCCUUCAAGAUUCCUGAGGCUAACUUCCUCAUCUUCGAGGCCACGGUCAGGACCUGCCGGCGAGGGUGUGAGCCGGCUCGGUGCACGCUGGGUAAGGGACGAGACGACGCAGUGUCUUACGGGCGAAGACGUCGAGGUGCAGGAGAUGAGCCAGAGAACCAGACAAAUCCCCAAGACGACGAUGACAGCGAAGAGGAGGGCCAGGUCCAUGGCAUCUACGAGGUGUACCUCUCCAGAGACGAGAUCAGCGAGCAGGCUGUGUCGCAGUCGGUGGUGGAGGCGGUGUGUCUCCCGCCCACCGAGUACUACAGCCUCGUCGCCGGCCUCGCCAUUACUGCCGUCUGCCUGCUUGCUGCUCUCCUCUGUGUCGCCUACUGCUUCAGGAAGCACCGCCGGCUGGACGAGAAGAACGCAGCUGCUGACGCCGGGAACCCGUACCAUCAGCAGCAGCAACAGCAACAGCAGCAGCACCUGCAGCAGAAGAGCAAGUUCGCCUUCCCAGGAACCCACCCAAGGACACUAACUCAGCCCGCCAGGCAGGUUUACUUCCCGAGCGGGGAGCCCACUAGCAGCGCCCCGCAAGCUGAGGACGGAGCCGCUACAUCCUCACGCUUCCCAGAUCCUUCCGAACCUAUCUACACCGACCCGGCACUCUUCGAGAGGUCGCUGACAGAUCAACCUGCGCGACGCCGCUAUGCUGACGGAGAGGACUAGCAGGCAGAACAGCAGCAGUCGCAGCCGCAGCCACAGCAGCAGCAGCAGCCGCAGCAGCAGCCGCAGUCACAGCAGCAGUCGCAGCCACAGCAGCCGCCGCAGCCACAGCAGCCGCAGCCACAGCAGCCGCAGCCACAGCAGCAGUCACAGCAGCAGAUAAAUAGGAAGAACGCAAAGAUGAACCGUUUUGAACAGUAAGAACAGGACGAAAAAAAGCAGAUAAAAGCUAGAAAUGAUAAAUACGAAUACAGAGUGAAGCAAAGAUAGAAAACCAAGGAAACGACGCAUGAGAAGCGGAGAAACGAAGCAUGAAUAAAGAAGGAACGCAGCAGUAAACAAAGAGAACGGUAAACACAAGAACAGGAGCGAAUACGACCACAAUCACAGAAAACGACUAAUUAUGAGAACCAGAGCGGAGACUGAACAGAAGAGUAUGAAGAGACACAUAACAAAGAGAGGAGGAGAAGAAGAAGAAGGAGGUGAGAUAAACAGUGAUAAACAGAAGCCAAAGAUAAAUCACAGGAGUUAAGACAGACAACAUCAACCUGGAGACGAUGGCUGGAGUAUAAUAUGAAAUAAAAGCCAUACAGUAGAAAGCUGGUCUUCAGGCAACAAUUAACUAAGACAUGAGACAAUUAAGCCGAUGUGAGCGAGUGGAGCUCACUUGGAUCUUCCUGUUAGCUAGCUGAGCUCACCUGGAUCGUCUCGUGAGUUAGCUGAGCUCAUUUGGAUCGUCCCGUGAGCUAGCUGAGCUCACUUGGAUCGUCCCGUGAGUUAGCUGAGCUCACUUGGAUCUUCCCGUGAGCUAGCUGAGCUCACUUGGAUCGUCCCGUGAGCUAGUUGAGCUCACUUGGAUCUUUCCGUUAGCUAGCUGAGCUCACUUGGAUCUUCCCGUGAGCUAGCUGAGCUCACUUGGAUCUUCCCGUGAGCUAGCUGAGCUCACUUGGAUCUCCCGUGAGCUAGCUGAGCUCACUUGGAUCUCCCGUGAGCUAGCUGAGCUCACUUGGAUCUCCCGUGAGCUAGCUGAGCUCACUUGGAUCUCCCGUGAGCUAGCUGAGCUCACUUGGAUCUUCCCGCGAGCGAGCCGAAGUUCAAUUUCUCAUGGGACUGGAAAUUGAGCCUAAAAGAAGCUUGCAAAUAGGCCUAAAACCAUCUUUCUCGACCCUUCAUCCACAGUUCCAAAUGCCACAAACAUCAUUCAGUAGGUUUUAAGGUCCUUAAGAUUUAAGAUUUUUUGUUUUUUUUUUAGGCCAAAUAAAGAGUCCUUGCUCCUUUAGGCUGCGUCCGAAUGGCUACAAUGAACCUUCCCCCCCAAAACGCUGACCACCGAGACAUCUCCAGCGAUUCGGACACCCCCUGACGUCAUCAAGGCUCUGGCCACCGGUGCUAUCACGCAAAUGUAUACUUUAUUGCUCCUGUAAAUAGAGGUCACUUUCUCGCAGUUUUAAGCCAGAAGUGCCUCUUAGGAUCCUUCUUAUAUAUAUAUAUAUAUAUAUAUGCAAA